Molecule: messenger RNA, 1851 nt
Organism: Engraulis encrasicolus (European anchovy)
Lineage: Eukaryota; Metazoa; Chordata; Actinopteri; Clupeiformes; Engraulidae
Product: myotubularin-related protein 7-like
Exons: 12
Coding region: 178-1851 (557 amino acids)
Biological process (GO): phosphatidylinositol dephosphorylation
Cellular component (GO): membrane; cytoplasm
Molecular function (GO): phosphatidylinositol-3-phosphate phosphatase activity; phosphatidylinositol-3,5-bisphosphate phosphatase activity
Source: RefSeq, a predicted model, not a curated record
GAUAACGGCUUUGCGAUCCGAGUUCACUGCAAAAACUUCCAGGUGUUGCAGCUCAUCUUCGCUGAGGAGCUGGAGUGUCAUGAGGUGCAUUCAGCCCUUGUGUGCCUCUCGCGGCCAGAGCGAUAUGAGGACCUCUACUGUUUCUCCUACAACCCCCCCAAGUCGGACAAAGAGGAGAUGUCUUCGGCCAAAUGGAAGUUUGUGGAUGCGAAAAGUGAUUACCAGAGAAUGGGGAUCCCCAAUCACCUAUGGCACACCACAAACACCAACCAGGACUACAGAAUGUGUGAAACGUAUCCCAGUGACCUCUUGGUGCCCAAGUCGGCCACCCUACCAGUUAUCGUCGGGAGUUCCAAGUUCCGCAGCCGAGGUCGCUUUCCCACGCUUUGCUACUACAGCAAAGAAACCCAAGCUGCCAUAUGCCGGAGCAGCCAGCCCCUCUCUGGCUUCAGUGCCCGCUGCCUGGAGGAUGAACAGCUGCUGGAGGCCAUCUUGAAGUCCAACCCGGGCAGCCAGUUCAUGUACGUGGUGGACACCAGACCAAAGCUAAAUGCGAUGGCCAAUCGGCCGGCGGGAAAGGGCUACGAGAACGAGGACAACUACGCAAACAUCAGAUUUCAGUUCAUGGGCAUCGAGAACAUCCAUGUCAUGAGGAAUAGCCAGCAAAGACUGUUGGAAGCGUCUGAGCCACAGUCUCUGUCCAUGGCGGACUUCGUCUUAAGCCUGGAGAACUCUGGGUGGCUGAAGCACAUUAAGGCCAUCCUGCAGGCUGGGGUCUUCAUCGCUAAGGCUGUGGCAGUGGAAGGUGUGAGUGUCUUGGUCCACUGCUCGGACGGUUGGGACCGCACGUCUCAGGUGUGCUCAGUGGCCAGUCUUCUCCUGGACCCCUUCUACAGGACCCUGAAGGGAUUCAUGGUGCUGCUUGAAAAGGACUGGGUCUCGUUCGGGUACAAAUUUUCCCACAGGUGUGGCCACACCCAGGGCGAUGCCAAAGAGGUGGCGCCGGUCAUCGACCAGUUCCUGGAGGUGGUGUGGCAGCUGUCGGAGCAGUUCCCCUGUGCCUUCGAGUACAACGAGAGGUUCCUCAUCUCCCUGCACCACCACAUCUACACCUGCCAGUACGGCAACUUCAUCUGCAACAGCCAGAAGGAGAGACGAGAACAGAGAAUUCAGGAGCAGACUCACUCCAUUUGGCCGUAUCUCUGGGAGAACAGAUCUGAGUUCAUGAACCCCCUCUAUCGACCAGACCGCCGGCCGUCGCAGGGCGUUCUGUGGCCAAACACCGCCCCCCACUGCUUCAAAUUCUGGAGAGGCCUAUACAACCGCUUUGACAAGGGCGUCCAUCCGCGGCAGUCUGCCCAGGAUUGCCUGCUGGCCAUCAGGGAGGAGUCCCAGCAGCUGGAGAGGGAGAUGAAGUCACAUGAACAGAAAAUCGCCAAGCUGGAGAAAGAGCGAGGCACGGCGACGUACCCCAAGAGGAGGUCGCUGGUGUCCAGCAGCUCGGGCGUCUGGGACCCUUCCGACCUGGAACUGGAGCUGGACCUGCACCAGAUGGACCAGUUGCGUGGCGCUGCAGGCACGCGCUCCUCAUUCCCCCUUGUCAGCUUCGGCCAGCAGGUGGCGCCAGACGGGACGCUGGUGACCCCAAGCAGAGACAGAGACAGAGACAGCAUCACCAGCAGUAGCAAGGGCUCCAACCUGGACCUGUCUACCCACGGCAAGCAGCAGGGCUCUGGGGUGGCUAGCGUUGACCUGGCCUGUCUACUGUCUGGUGGUGGUGGUGAGGGCAUACCCAGUGACAACAUGAUCAAGAGCCCGGAUCUGCUGGAAGCUAUCUUCUCUGUUGCCUAA